AUGACGGAGAAAAUGGUAAGAGGUCGCGACUGCCCAUGGUUAACUACCGAAAUCAAAUCUAAAAUAAAGGAACGAGACUUUUUUCUAAGGAAAGCAAGGAAAAGUGAAAUGACUACCGACUGGUUGGCGUAUAAGAAACUACGUAAUACCGUCACCCAAGACAUUAGACGGAGUAAAGCAAAUUACAAUAGAUCCCUGUUCAGCGAAAACAUAAAUUCACCCACACAAUUCUGGAACCAAAUAAAAAAAUGCUACCCUGCAAAAGAAAAGAAACUGGUGACUAGCAAGGUUUUUGAUAUUGACGAAACUACGACGACUGAUAAAACGUCCAUUGCCAAUGGUUUCUGUAAGUAUUUUACCAAUGUAGGUAAAACAUUACAGACGUCACUUAUAACUCUGGGCAACACAGUGUGGGAAAAUCAUGAUCACAAAAAACUAUCAAAGAGAAUUAACCAGAAAGAGUUACAGUUUACGUUUGAAAAAGUGUCUGCUUCAAACAUGGUUAAGCUACUACGACAACUAAAAGCGUCCAAAGCAAGUGGCUAUGACGGUAUUCCAACAUCGAUGAUUAAGGACGGUGCUGAAGAAUUAGCGGUUCCAUUAACCUAUCUCAUUAACUCAUGCUUGGAACAGUCAGUUUUUCCUGACACAGAAAAAUAUGCAAAGAUUAUUCCUGUUUACAAAUCCGGCAAACGGUCCUCUAUGGACAAUUACAGACCCAUAUCGAUUCUACCUGUUUUAUCGAAAGUGUUUGAAAGAGUGGUUCAGAAACAGCUAUAUGAAUACCUAGAGAAGAAUUCAUUGCUAUCUCCAAAUCAGUUUGCUUUCAGGAAACACAGAUCAACUCAGCAUCCUGUAACGUUGCUUUCGGACCAUAUUAGAGGACACAUGGAUAAAGGAGAAUUAACUGGAGCAGUAUAUAUAGAUCUAAGAAAAGCAUUUGAUACGAUAGAUCACGGUCGGUUACUCUCGAAACUUCCAUGUUAUGGAAUCAGAGGAAGAGAAUUGAUCUGGCUUGAAAAUUAUUUGUUCGGAAGAAAGCAAUUUGUUGUGUUUGACUCGGCAACUUCCGAGGGGCACACUGUCCUUACUGGUGUGCCACAAGGAUCAGUGCUCGGUCCCCUUCUCUUCGUACUACUUAUAAAUGAUAUCGAUUUGCAAAUGCAAAACUGUCAAAUUCUUUUAUAUGCUGAUGACACAGUAGUUUACACAUCUGACAAAUCAUGUGAAGCUAUUGAAUCAAACUUAAACUCUGAACUUACCAAUCUCGCGAGAUGGUUCUCUAAUAACAAGCUCGUUCUUAAUCUUAAGAAAGGAAAAACUGAAUUUGUUCUUUUUGGAACGAGUAAGAAACUUCGUAAAUCGCCGAAAGUACAAGUAAAGAUAAAUGAAAUACCAAUAAACGAGGCGGAAUCGUAUGAGUAUUUGGGCGUAGAAUUGGACAAGUCGCUUAACUACAACAGUCAUAUUGACAGGACUAUCAAAAAGGCAUCUGCGAAAGUUAAACUGUUAUCACGUAUCCGACAGAAUGUCAGUCCAUAUGUUGCCGAGAAAAUAUACAAAGUUAUGAUUGAAUCAACUCUUGGAUACUGUGGUAACUUAUUUCUUGGUAUAUCAAAUAGCACAGCAAAUCGAUUUCAGCAAAUUCAAGACCGUGCUAUCAAUAUCGUAUAUGGUACAAACGUAACACCUAAUCGCUGGUGUUCGAUACGAAAUGUUAGGAAACUUCACUGUGUACAGGAAGUUUUUAAGUGUCUAAAUGGCCUUGUGCCUAAUCAAUUUAAUGGCAUUUUUAACAAGUUCUCCCACCAGAAAGAAACAAGAGGAAACAACUCAAAAUUGAGACUACCAAAAGUGAAAACAGAAACUGGACGCAAGAUGUUCUCGUUCCAAGGAGCUCUGGUUUUUAACGAACUUCCAGAAGAUUUGAGGAAUGAGACAUCACUUUUACGUUUUAAGCAAAAGUGUAGAAACUUUUUUAUGAAAACUGAUUAG
Molecule: messenger RNA, 1995 nt
Organism: Paramuricea clavata
Lineage: Eukaryota; Metazoa; Cnidaria; Anthozoa; Malacalcyonacea; Plexauridae
Source: the annotation of a GenBank genome assembly